AUGAAGAACCUCACCAAGAUUACUGCUCUUAUUCUUGUGGGUCUAACAAACCAUCCACCAACCAUGAAUGGACUUUUUGUCCUCUUUCUUCUAAUCUAUUUAAUCACUGUGACUGUAAACCUCCUUAUUGUUGUCUUGGUCUUUUAUGACUAUCAUCUGCACAACCCAAUGUAUUUUUUUCUUGCCAACUUAGCUCUCAUAGAUGUGUCUUUCUUGUCAGUCGCGGCACCAAAGAUGCUCUUUGACUUGGUCACCAAAAGCGGAUCAAUAUCCAUCUCUGCCUGCAUAGCCCAAGUAUUUUUCUUUCUCUUCUUUGUCAGCUCAGAGCUCCUCUUACUCUCGGCUAUGUCCUAUGACCGUUACGUUGCCAUCUGUCACCCCCUACAUUACACACAAAUGAUGUCUUGGAGAGUCUCUGCUCAUAUGGCUGCUGCAGUUUUUGUGAUUAGCUGUCUUUACUCUUUAAUCCAUACCCUCCUUUUGCUCAGGUUGUCCUUUUGUGGUCCUAAUAUCAUUUACAACUUCUUUUGUGACCUUCCAAACCUGUUCCAGAUCACAUGCAUAGACCCCUUCAUAAACAUGUUGGUUGAACGCAUAGUAGGUGGUGGUUAUGGAUUAGGAGCCUUUGUUUGUACAUUGCUUCCAUAUGUCCGUAUUUUCAUUACCAUUCACAAAAUGGGUAACAUAACUGGGAAGCUAAAAGCUUUUUCAACCUGCACAUCACACCUUGCUGUGGUCUUCAUCUUCUAUGUCUCAUUAAUUGUUAUUUAUAUGGUUCCCACCUCUAGUAAUAUUCUUAUUAUAAACAAAUUGCUUUCAGUCACAUCUGCCCUCAUAGACCCCUUGCUGAAUCCUCUGAUCUACAGCCUGAGAAACAAAGAUCUUCAUGCGGCAUUCCUGAGGACUUUUAAUUGGCAAAAAAUAAACCAAGAAUGA
Messenger RNA from Nanorana parkeri, 936 nucleotides. Its product is annotated as olfactory receptor 1G1-like. Gene Ontology annotation, biological process: G protein-coupled receptor signaling pathway. Gene Ontology annotation, molecular function: G protein-coupled receptor activity; olfactory receptor activity. The transcript has a single exon. Gene Ontology annotation, cellular component: membrane. Bases 1 to 936 code for a protein of 311 amino acids. The record is from RefSeq and is a predicted model, not a curated record. NCBI's taxonomy places the organism in Eukaryota, Metazoa, Chordata, Amphibia, Anura, Dicroglossidae.